Echinostoma caproni is the source of this 1053-nucleotide messenger RNA. Lineage: Eukaryota; Metazoa; Platyhelminthes; Trematoda; Plagiorchiida; Echinostomatidae. The record is from the annotation of a GenBank genome assembly.
AUGAAAAUCCAAGGAAAACCUUCUGGCGACUCCGAACGGUCACCGAAAAGCGAAGCUGAUCUGCCAUCGGAUGUAAUGCCUGCACUAAUCAGCAUUCUGGAUCGUCUAUCCACGUACAGCCAAUCUUCAAAACCGUGUCCCCCGAUCCCAAUUCCGGAAAAGUUCGUAAUCGGUAAUAAUUAUAACCGAUGGGAGAAGCAAACACAAAUCUACCUUCGGCACUUUCCACAUGAGAAACACGCCGACCUGGUGUAUAGCCUGCUCACCGGCGAAGCAUUCGAUAUUGUCUCCGAAUCCCGAAUUCUAGAUGACGAGGUAACAGACGACACCUUUAAGAGAAUCCGACAACUCUUAGACACCCCCAAACUAGCGAUCGAGUACCGUCGGGAGUUUCACUCCCGCCGGCAACUGGCUGACGAAAACGUCCGCGCCUACGUGCGAACUCUGCGACAUUUAGCAGACCGCGCAUUUCCAAACCUGUCCACCUCCGAACGCGAUCGGCGGAUCUUAGAACAACUCGUCGAGGGCACAUCAUCCACCAGCGCCCAAAAAGAGUUCUAUCUUCAGCACCCUGAAGAAUUAAACGAAGCCGUUGAAAGGGUCGAGCUGUUGGAGAGACGCGACGCCGCGAUAGCCCGCCAGAGAGGAGAGCAUUCCCCUCACACACCCUAUUCUUUCCAUGUUGGAACUCCCCGAUACGCACCACCAAGAAGUACAGCCAACUCCCGUCGACCCGGACGUUGGACUUGGCGGGGCCGACGUGGCCAACGAGGGCCUUGGAGCGGAACCAGAAGAGACAGCCAGAUCGCCUGUGUCGGAGCUGGCCAUCGGCAACCAGAGCCAGACGAACCGAACCAUACGUACGAACAGUCGUCAGCCCCCUCCAAUAACCCCCCUUGUACAGACCCCACUGACGAAGGCGCAGACAACUGGAACGAGAAAAAAACGUAUAGAACAUUUGCAGUGGUAGGGGCUAACACGUGGCUUACUACCGAAGGAACUCUGGAUGCGCGAUUGGCCUUGGCCAUCUCCGGUCCUGUGCAAACUGACUGA